Molecule: messenger RNA, 12337 nt
Organism: Pogoniulus pusillus (Red-fronted tinkerbird)
Lineage: Eukaryota; Metazoa; Chordata; Aves; Piciformes; Lybiidae
Gene: GPATCH2L
Product: G-patch domain containing 2 like
Exons: 10
Coding region: 2117-3556 (479 amino acids)
Cellular component (GO): nucleus
Source: RefSeq, a predicted model, not a curated record
AGAGCCAAGCUUCCUGUCCUGCUCACCUUGGAGACACAUCUCGCAGUGAACAUCUGCUCUCCCACCUCCAGGCCCAGCAACAGUUUAGCGCUGGUGAGCGCAGUCUCUGGGCAGGAAAAAGAAACCCGUAGGUACAAAACGCAGUGAUGUAUAACAAUGUAUAACUGGUCUAAGAGUGCCGAAUGCUUUGCACAGCCAUGCGCACCAGUUCGUUGCCUUGACUCGGGCCAAACGCUGGCAUCUGCUGAAAUGUGGUUUCAAAUGUGAAAAAUGGCAAAUGAAACUGGCCAAGGGGAGUACAGUUUAUACCAGCUGCAAAACAAUUUGUUGACCAACAGAAAAACAGUGAACUCGUUGGGGAAACGAAGGGAGAAGAAAACAGAGUGGGCUUCUGUUGCCAUCUCUGCAAGACAUCCAAACAUAGUAUUUUGUGUACAUAAUUGUUUGACUGGUUUGUUAUCUUGCCUGGAAUGACAGUCAGCACUGAGUGCUUGAAAUGAAGGGGUGAGAAGCUCUGAAGUGGAUGUUUACAGAAUAACCUUCCCAUCAGGGGAGUUUCUCUCUAACGCAGACAGUUUGUAGCUGGUUUAUGUCCUGAAGCAUGAAAAGGGAUUGCAGUGGUGGAACAGGAUUAGAUUUUAGGAAGGAUUGGCUCUCAGAUCUGAGAGUAAAAAGAAGACUCCUGUAUUAGAAAUAGGAAGCUGGCAGAAAAACAAAAUACUGAAGUAGGGUGACUUACUACCACCAAAAGUGUUGUUAAAAAAAAAGCAAAGACAGACUUGUACAGACAAAUUGGUGCGCAGAAAUGAACCUAAAUGAAGUCAGCUAUUGGAAACAAGAUAGCAAUUAUCUACCUAAUGACUGAUUUUCUUCUUCUAAUAUUUCUUUUCCAAGGAAAUUUCUCAAAGAGCUUAAAGGUAAUGAAAAUGUUAAAGUGACAGCUCAGACUGACAUAGAGGACUAGGUAGAGAAACAAUAUGUAGAAAUCUCUGUCAAGCUAAAUGAUGACAGUCCUAUAGGCAUGCAGGAGUUAGUGGCAAAGUCCAGGAUUUGGUUAUUUUUUAAGUAUCUUGACAAACUAGGGAGGGUUCCAGAGGACUAAGAAAAAGCAAGUGCUUUACUAGUCUUUGAGCAGAGAGUAAAGAGGCAGUGAUCUUGGCAAUUAUCAUCCUUUCAGAGUAACUUCUGUUCCUGGUGACACGAUGGAAUAAAAUGAGGCAGUAAAAAAAACAACAAAACAAAACCAAAACAGAACAAAAAUUCCACCAAUGGGUAAGAGAUCUACGAGCCAUAAGCAGCAGGAUGGAUUUAUAGAGAACAAAUCACAUCAGACAAACAUGAUUACUUUCUUUCAUAGAAUUUACAAAAUUAGUGAAGAGAUUGUCACAAACAUCAUAUACCUGAGCUUCAGCAGCACCUCUGAUGCCCUGACUUGAAAACGAACUGGUGUUGGCUUGAACGUCAGUGCAGUCGGCUGGGUUAAAGAAAAAAAACAGCAGCCAGCAAAACAAAGGUGGAAGAGUGGAAAUAAAAAGGAAUGCUAGGCAGAAGUGGAUGUUGGCAGGGUCACAGCUGGCUUUACUCUGAUGGCUGCUAGUGCUGUGUAAAACAGGACGAGAAGAGGUACAAGGCUCGAGGAGAGAUGAGGCGGUGAUGUAGGAGAUAACUGUAAUUGUGCACGUCAGGUUGGAAAUUAGUUACAGCAGCGAAAUGGAGGACUUUGAGUACUGAGUUUAUUAAAAGAAAAACACACACACACCCCCAAAAAAAAGGGGGGGGACACAACUAAAGGGUAAGUCUAUUGCGAAGGCUGCCCCGUUAGCAGGUAACUGGUCUGCAGCGGCUCCGACAGCGGAGCGCAAACCGGUACCGAGAAGCCACCAACACGCUGGCGUUCCCGGUCUGAGAGGCGGGGCGGAGCUCUGCAGGCCGGGAGGCCGCCGUGCGGCUCGCAGCGGCCUCUCGGCCGGGCCAACCCUCGCCCGCCCCGCCGCCGCCAGACCCGCCCUGCAGGCGGGGCGGCCGAGGAGGAAGUGGCCCGGGGAGGCCGGAAGCGCCGGUGACGAGGGGGUGCGGAGCGGGACGCUGGGCGGUGAGCGGGGUGGCGGCAUUGCCAAUGGAUGAACUGGUGCAUGACCUGGCCUCAGCCUUAGAGCAAACUUCAGAACAAAACAAACUAGGGGAGCUAUGGGAAGAGAUGGCCCUAAGUCCACGGCAGCAGCGGCGGCAGCUUCGCAAGAGACGGGGUCGUAAACGACGCUCAGACUUCACACAUCAGGCAGAGCAUGCCUGCUGCUACAGUGAGGCCUCAGAGUCAAGCUUGGACGAAGCUGUCAAGGAUUGCCGUGAGGUGCUGACAGCCAAUUUUAGUGACUCUGAUGACAUGGCAGUGGCCAAACGACACCCAGCUCUCAGUGCCACUCUGAGGAGCAAGCAACACUCGUGGCAUGAGUCAGACUCCUUUACAGAGAAUGCACCCUGUCGACCUCUCAGGCGCCGACGGAAAGUGAAACGUGUGACAUCUGAGGUGGCUGCCAGUCUCCAGCAAAAGCUCAGGGUGUCAGAGUGGAACUAUGAGAGGGGCUGCAGGUUCAAGUCAGCCAAGAAACAGCGUCUUUCACGCUGGAAAGAAAAUACUCCUUGGACAUCAUCCAGUCAUGGCUGUCGUGAAUCAGGAGAGAACAGGCCCUUCCUCAGCAAAGGUGGAAGGAAGGAGCGGAUGGAGUGUGAAGCAGAUGAGCAGAAACAGGGCUCAGAUGAAAACAUGUCAGAAUGUGAAACCAGCAGUGUAUGCAGCAGCAGUGAUGCUGGCCUGUUCACCAACGAUGAGGGCCGCCAAGGAGAUGAUGAGCAAAGUGAUUGGUUUUAUGAAGGAGAAUGUGUUCCAGGAUUCACUGUACCAAAUCUUCUUCCCAAGUGGGGAGCUGACCACCGAUCUGAGGUGGAGCAUAUUGAUUCAGGCCUUGACAAGCUCUCAGAUUCCACAUUCCUGUUGCCAUCACGGCCAGCUCAGAGAGGAUUUCAUGCUCGCCUGAAUCGCCUUCCUGGAGCUGCUGCCCGUUGUCUCCGAAGAGGUCGGAGGAGGCUUGUUGGCAAGGAGACCUCCAUGAGCACUCUUGGCACCGAGAGGCUAGGUCAUAUUGUUAGUGAUCCACGCCAGAAAGAUUUUUGGUUACCAUCCAUGGGGAAGAGAGAUCGCAACCAGUUCAAUCCACUGUCUCCUCUGUACUCUCUGGAUGUGCUUGCUGAUGCUUCCCACCGAAGAUGCUCACCAGCACACUGCACUGCCAGGCAAGCAAAUGUACACCUGGGACCACCAUGUUCAAGGGACAUCAAGAGGAAGCGAAAGCCAGCAGCAGCCUCCAUAUCCAGCCCAACAUCAGCAACUUUAUCUGCCCACAUGGAUGCAGCAGAGUCAGAGCUACCAGCAACACCAUCGCAGAGAUCCCAGAACUCUGAGUGGACAGGGAAGGUGCCAGCAGCCGAGAAAGCCACUGUUGCUGCCUCCUCUAACUUUUUUAAAAUGCCUCCAGAGAAGAGCCCUGGAUACAGCUAAAAGAAAACACUGCAACUGUCAGAGCUUGCUGGAUUUGGGAAGUAUUUGACUCUGGUGUGUGUCUUCACCAAACAUCUUGUUUGGCAACGGUAUCUUCAGUAUUGGUGUGUGAUGUGUGCCAUCAUCCAGACUGAGCCGUAUGGCCCACGUACCUAAAUCACAUUUGGGAAUCUAUGUUUAAAACAAAGGAUAAUCAACAUUGAGACUGCAGUGGCUUUUAAAUGUGUUCUUGCUGUUGCUGUAUUUAUUAUACAUUCAUCUCCUUUCCUGAUGCCAGCUCAUGUGUGCUGGGUCAUGUACAGGUUCUUUUGGAUUUUUAGAUCUUUAUUUACUCCUGGACACGUUGCUUGUUUGUGCAUUUAGUGUUUUUUGGGUUGAAGUCCCAUGGCUGCUCAGGGAGGCAAAAGUCUCCCCACGCUUUCUUUCUAGGCCAGGAGAGUUUCUUGGCUGGGGAAUGAGGAGAGAAUGUAAACAAGUUGAAACAUGGAAGCUGAAUUCUGUGUUUGCGGAAUAUUUUCAGGCCAUGUGCUAGUGGACUUGAAUCAUGUUGUUCCUAGUGAAGCAAAUACUCUGCUUGUCCACUCAGAAAUUGCCGUUUGCUCACUAGUGGCAUGGUCCAUUAGACUCUUUCCUUCUCUCUUGUUCUGAAUGUCUUUACUCUUGCUCUUGUAAUGCAUGUUCUUUCCCGAAAGUCCUACUGAAUAAGGAUGUGGGAGGACUACUUGGACAUAAAUGUGCAAGCUAGUAACCUGGAAGUGAACCUGAGCCCUUGGAUAUCCUUGGGGUGUUGCAGAGGGUACACCAACCUUCAAGUUCUUGGUGUAAAAAUCAAAACAUUUCCGUUAGUGUUUCUGGAGGAUGCACACCAUUGAACGUAUUGGUGAUCAAACAAGUCCUUUGAAGUUUCACCUGAGUUCAGAGCAUUUGGGGUAUUGAGCAAUCAUGUCUGUCUCAUGUUUUGCCUUCCUUCAAAAAGUAUUGUCUGCUACAUCUACUGGAUGUAUCUCCACCUACUGAUGAUUGUACUUCACUCUGCGGCAUACACCAAAGAUGUAUGCUCUUCUCUUUGUUACUCUUCAACUUGGUCUCCUACUACCUUCUGUGUUGCAGAAUGUAGUGAUUCCCUCCUGCUCUUUUCAUUAGUUCUUGAUCACACUUCACUCACCUUUCUUGAAUUACUCUGUCCGGAGAUUAUUUUGGGCUGCAUUAUUAGAAUAUAUACCUGCAUAGCAUGUGUCAAAGAACAGGUGGCCUCAUAGCUGCUCAAGUCCUUGAUAUAUUUGUAUAUAGAACUCUUUUUUUCUUUCCUUACUGGAUGGAGCUUUCAGACAGGACUUUUCAGGCUGGUAAAAUUCAUUUUGUAUGUGGAGAUGCAGUUAGCACUCUUAAGUAGGUAACAAAAUUUGCAUGUGAUUUGCUCUCCCUUAUAAAUCAAAUAGCUGAGGGUUAGAUUUGAUUGUGAGGAUACAAAGCAGUGAUUUGUAUUUACCUAUUAAAAUGUUAAAUGGUCAUAACAUACACAAAAAUUGAAUGACUCAUUAAAUCAUGAUUGACAAUUACAGUUAUAUUACAGACACAUUGUCCCUGUCUGAUCCCCUAAUACCUACUUUUUUUGGGGGAGAGAUUCAAAUUGUAUUUGUAUUUCAUAGCCCAGACAAACUGUCAGAUCUGUCCAUGUAAAUCCCUCUCACAACCUUGUUUUUGUUUUUGUUUUUCCAGAGCUAAUUAGAAUAUGGAAAGCCUUUCUACCUUGCUGAAGGAGCAGAGAGACCAGUCUGAAUUAUGAGACAAGCUGUAAGGGUUUUUGGAGAGAGGAGGUCUUCCCUUCCUUUAAAGGUUGAAUAUACCUGUGGCAGUACUGAAGCAUAACUAGCAGACCUUAUCUUGGUAAGACAUACUUCCUGCCACAAGAGCUUUCUGGAAGGGCCAGGAGACUCAAGUUCUUGAGCUGCCCUGCCUUUCCUAUUACUAGUUUAGAAUCCAUUUGCAGGUCAGUCAAGCUCUCCACCAAAUUGAUUCUGCUGAGUGAUAGACAAAUAUAUCUUGUUACUCCAGGGUAUUUAUCAGAAUUCAUCUUCAGACUUCAGUAGCUUGAUACAGAUUUGAAUCUUUGCAGCGUUCUUAGAUGAAUUAACUACGUGCAUUUUUUUUGUCUUGUCUAAGUCAGGUUUGUUAGAACUCACACAGUACUCACAUUACUUGCAGUGAAGGACACAGACCUUCAGAUGUAGUUUGCUUGAGUAGAAAGGAAUAAUAAAUAAUGUGCCUUGAUUUGGUAGCUGCGCUUCUGCUAAGGUGGUCCAGUGUGUGAUUAUUGCUUCAAAGAUACACAGCUUGUUCAUAUUCCACUCACUCAGGAAGCUAGUUAGCGGUGUCCCCGAGGAAUCUGCUUUUGAGGGUUUAGCGGUCCAUGAGUGCUGGUCCAGUUUGAAGAACUGCCUUUUAAAAGCACAAAUGGAGGCAAUCCCUUUGUGCCAAAAGUCAAACAAGUGGCACAGAAGAACUCCUUUUGGAACCCAGGAGGAAAAGGAAUUGUAUGAUCUCUGGAAGCAAGGGCAGGCUUUGCAGGAAGAUUACAGAGCUGCAUUUUACAUAUGCAGGGACAAAACAUCAAAGGCCUGAGCUUAAUUAAACUUAAAACUGUAUGAUGUUGUGUCAGACAGCAAGAAAGGUUUUUAUGAAGUACUUUUAAUAGCAAGAGGAGGUCUGAAGAAAGCAUUGGACCAAUACUUAAUGAAAAUGGCCACCUUACAAAUCAGGACGAAGUAAAAAUGGAGGGAUUCAAUGUUUGCUUGUUUUUGACUCAAUCUCUAAUAAGACUGACAGAUCUUGGGCUGCCCAAUCCUCUGAAUUGGAGGACCAUGGCUGCAGGAACAGUGACCUUGUGUUUAUGGACACUGAAACUGUAAUGGUAACAGCUGUAUCAGUUAAAUGUUCAUGAGGCCAGAUGGGAAUAAUUCAGAGUACAACAGAAGCCAGUGGAUGUUACAUCAGAACCUCACCUAUCAAAGGUCGUGGGAGUCUAGGGGGAUUCCUCCUGACUGGAAGCUGGACAGUGUUGUUCCAAUUUACAUGAAGGUUGUGAAGAAAGACCCAAGAAACUACAGAACUGUUAAUCUAACCUCAGUACCUGGAAAAAACAGAGAAGAUCUGGCUGCAUGCUAUUGAAAGGCACUGGAAGGACAAUGCAGUGAUUUGGCAUAGUCAACAUUGAUUAACAAAAUGAAAGUCUCGUUUGAUAUCCUCCUAUGAUAAGGUCACCCACCUGGUGCAUGGAGGGAAGGUGGUGAAUAUAGUUUUUCUGGAUUUUAGUAAACCUUUCAGUACUGGUCCUGACAGCAUCCAUCUGGACAAAUUCUCCAGCUGUGAAAUAACCAGAUACGUGGUGUGCUGGGUGACAAACUGACUGAUGACAGGGCUCAAAGGGCUGUGUACAUGAAUGGGGUGGAUGUGGUGGCUGUUGAACAAACAGCAGAAGUGUUCCUCAGGAUUCCAUUCCAGCAACAGUUCUUUUCUGUGUGUUUAUCAGUUAUUUGGAUACAGAAUUUAAAUGCACUGUUAGCAGGUUUGCUGAUGAUACUAAACUAAAAGGUGCAGUUGACACUCUCAAGGAACAAGAGGCCUUUCAAGUGAUUUAGAUAUAUAUGAGCAUGGGGCAAUCAUCAGUGGCAUGAAAUUUAACAAGUCCUGGAUUCUUCACUUGGGACAGAGUAAUGUUGGACACCAGUAUAAAUUGGGAGAGGAGUGACUGGAGAGCAGCCCUGCACAAAGGGAUUUGGGCAUACUGUUUGAGAGCAGGCUUAAUGUAAGUCAGCAGUGUGCCCUAGCAGCCAAGAGGUCAAACUGCAUACUGGGGUGCGUCAAACACAGUAUAACCUGCCAGUCCAAAGAGGAUUUUAUCUCACUGUAUUUAGUAUUGGUGUGGCCUCACCCCAAGUACUGUGUGCUCUUCUGGGACUCAUUGUUUAAAACAAAUGUGAAGAUUUUGGAAUAUGUGUAGAGGAGGGCAACAAAACAGGUGAAAGGGCUGGAAGGCAAGCCCUAUGAGGAGUGGCUGAGGACUGCGGGGUUGUCUAGUUUGGAGAAAAGGACACCGAUGAACACCAGUAUUGCAUGCUCUCUCUCUCUCCAGCUUCCUGAGGAGGGAACUGGAGAGGAAAUUGCUGAGCUCUCCGUGGUAUCCAGUAAUGGGAUGCAUAGGAAUAGUUCAGAAGAGUCACAGGAGAUUCAGACUGAACAUUUGGAAACGCUUUUAUAUAGAGAGGAUGAUUAAAGAGUGGAACAGGCUUCCUAGAGAGGUGGUGAGUUCUCCCUGCCGGUCAGUGUUUGAGGCAUUUGGACAAUGCCCUUAAUAAUAUCCUUUAACUUUUGGUCAACUCUGAAAUAGUCAGGCAGUUGGACUAGAUGAUUGUUGUAGUUCCCUUCCAACUGAACUGUUCUGUUAAUAAACUUUGUAAGGUUUCUUCUUUUAAUUCCUUCAAUUUGUGGGUGUCAAUCCUCCAAUCUGUGGGUGUAUCCAUAGCCUCUAGUAUCUCAGUGGCUGUCCUUGUAAAGCUGCCAUUGUUUCUGAUCUUACUGAGAGUAUGCUCGAUCUCUUUCUAUCAGAUCACUAACGACUGCUGAACACUAUCAGUACUUCUGAGAUGUGGCUUUCAUAACUGGCCAUCACACAGACUUGAACAUCCAUCAUUAUUCUUUGGAACUGACAGUUCAACCCAUUUCUCACUUGUGAUGAAUUAUGCAAAAGUAAUAAUCUGUAUUAAUUUUGAUAUCCAGACAAAGAUUGUUGAUAACUACAAACAUUGUUUAUUAACAUUGAAACUCACCAGAAAACUUAUUCACAAGAUUUGAAAUGCACAGUUUGGAAAUCUAUACACAGGGAACAGGCAAAACCAGAAAACUUAUUUUUCAAAGUGGCAAAUUCAAACAUUAUACUGGAAGAGAAGAUUCCAGCCAACCACCAGCCAAUUCCCAGCGUCGGCUUCCACACAAGUCAGUACAUGUGUGGAAAAGAUGCCUUUUGCUGUUCCCCCUUCAAGCCCACGGGGUGGGGAAGGCAGUUUUCACGCCUUCUUUUUCCCCUUCAAACCUUUGGAGAGAGAGGUGGGGAGAAGGAUUUUGGAAUGCCCUACAAGACUGCAAUGACGAACUUUUGCAAACAGGACUUUAUUCAUGUGCAGGGAGAAGAUGGACAUUUGGUGAAAGAAAUUGAGAGCUAAGAGAAGCACAUUCAGUAGGUCUUUUCACGUUUCCAGUAGUUCUAGUCAGCUCUAGUGAGGUUUAGUGCCCAGUUUGGUAGGUGCUGGAGAAGUGCAAAUUAAAAAGAAUGUAGUUUUUGGGCUGGUGAGCAAAGAAGGCAACAAAACAGUAGCUGGAGAGAAACUAGUAAGAGGCUGUGACAAGUGCUACAGAGUGAUAGAUGAGCUUCAUGAUUGUGACAUGCAGAGGUGUGUCUUGCCAGUGUUCCUGAAUAAUGACACUGAGACACUUAGUGAUGUCCUCUGAACUGUAGAAUCUCAUGCUGUUGCAUUGCAGAUGUGGAGACCUGCUCAGUGGACAGAGGAUGACAAGGGAAACUAGAGGAAAGACAACGAGAAGAGUGAUUGAUUGCCUAUUCUAUUGUAACCCCCUUCUGCACUGAAAAAGGAAGAUGCCACAAAAAAACAAUGUGUGUGUCUGGAUGCUAAAAGGGAAAUACAUUAAGUGAAUAAGAACUUUGCUUUGUUGUCUUGAGGAAUAGUUUUGUAACCAGAGAACAUUUCGUUGAAGCAAAAGUGAAAGGUGAUACUUCUGAUUUGUUCAGGAAAUGUAUUGUAGUAGUCUUUAGGAGACUAUGAAAGGACAUGUUGUCAUUGUGACACUACAUUGUUAUGUCUUUGUCGCCUGCAUUCUCUUCCAAGUGUUCUGAGCUUGAGACAUCCUACUUUUGUACCAUCAAAUACGGGAAAAAUACUUUCACAGAAUCACAGAACCUUAGAGGUUGGAAGGGAUCUCCAGAGAUCAAGUCCAACCCCCCUGCCAAGGCAGGGUCACCUAGGGUAGUUCACCCAGGAAUGCAUCCAAAUGGGCUUUGAAAGUCUUCAGAGAAGAAGACUUGACAAUCUCUCCAGGCAGCCUAUUCCAGUGUUCUAUCACCCUCACCGUAAAGAAGUUUCUCCUCCUGUUGAGGAGUUUCUCCUCAUGUUUACAGCAGUGCUUAAGGUACAAAGAAUAAGGGGCCACUUUCUAUACAGAAAGUAAGACAAGGCAAUCUUACUAACUUUUACCCAGUACAAGAGUCAAAUUCAUCAUAAAGAAUAUAAAGUCUAAAUGAGAACAAAGCUCUGCAAUAGGCAAAUGCAGGGAGUCUAAGCUGUCACCACCAGUGCCUGGAGACUGGUCUGUGGCUGGACCUUGAGUGACAGACUGACAUUGUGGAAACAGAACCUUCAAUAUGCUUCUCAACUUUAAUGUGGUAAAAUGCCUUCUCAGUUGCAAACCUGGCUGGUGGUGUGACUCCAGUAAGCUGACAAAGAUGUGUUAAGUGGCAUACUAAGAAAAGGCAGUUCUUGUACCAGCUCAAAGAAUUGUUAGGAGUGGGAAAUGGACUCACAUACCCUGCUACAUCAGAGGAAGGUGCAAAACACAUAACUUUGCAGUCAGUAAUCAGAAAAAGCAGUAUUGAGCCCUGCAGGUAUGACAUAGAGUAUUCUUAAAGCAGAGUUGCCAGUAUUAUGAAGAUACUUUUGCAAAGCUGCCCUCUUGUAACCUCUGGAAAUGGGAUGAACAGCAUAAGAAAGGUUGCACUGGCUGGGUUUGGAUACCUGGGAGGGUACUGUGAAAACAGAUUAGUUACAUGGUGAUACUUUCUUUUAUGCUCUCUUAGCUAGUGUCCUGUCUCAAAAAGAUUUACCAACUACUUCGUCAAGGCUGGAGGAAACGUUUGCAAACCUUUUGGCUGUAGUACUUAUCCUGCAGCUAGAUUUAAUUAUAUUCUUAGAAGAACAUGUAAUCUGGCUUUAAAAAUAUCAAGUAGGAAUUAGCUUAUCUUUUUUGGUCAUCAGUUUUCUUAUUAACUGUCUUCUUUACAAGAAAGCUGCAUCUUCUCUUAGAAUAUUCUCUUAGAAUAUCAACAUCCUAACAUUGCUUCAAGCUAUGCUUUUUGUUUUCAGUAAGGUGGAAAAAUCACCUGUUGUUCCUUUACAAUUAGGCUUCUCUGUCAUGUAUAAGUACCUAUACUGAGUCAACAAGUCCUUUGUAAUCCAGUAAUCUGUGUAAGUUGUUUUUCAUAAGCCUCACACUGUGAAACUUGUCAUUUAGCAUUCAGUUAUGCUCCUGCAUGAAAAUCCUCGGUGUUCCACAUUCAGUUCUGGUGUCUACACUUAGACUAUUCUUUACAGAAGCAAGAACAUUUGCUUCCCUGUGGGUAUUCAGGCUUCAUAUACUUGUAUAUCCUGAUGUCAUGCUAGCCCUUGCUGCCUCAACACUGCAGUACUGCUACCAUCAAAGUGAUACUCAGUUGGCUCUGAAUCUAAAGUUCUUACCACUGCUUUUCAAUGCACCUGAAUUCGAGUUGGAAAUAAGAUGUGAGCUUUUAACAGCAAGGGCAGUGUUAACCAUUGGAACAAAGUGCUGUGGGAAGCAGUAGCUUCUGUGUAUCUUCAGGCUUCAGCAGCUUUAUGAAAGGAAUGUUGUAACCAGUUAUAAGCCAUUGAAAUAAAUACAGAAGCAUCUAAAAGAUCAGCCUACAGCAAACAAAUUGCUUCUGGGUUAGAACCUCAGAGAAGACAGAAGACUUUUCUACAGUACAGAGAUUUGUUGAAAAAUGGGAAGUGCUUUGGCAAACAUAGAGAAAAGUCAUAGUGAGCGAAGUUUUAUGGUGUUGCCAAAGGAUUGUUGUAGAAUUGGUGUGGGAAGGUGAGGUGGGGAAAAAAUCUGUGCCAGCUGAAAUGAAGCAUCAUCUCUGCAUGCCAGUUUGUGUGUAGUAUAAUGACCUAUGGUGGGCAGUCUUCAGAAUCUACGCAGUCACUCAGAUGAAAAAUAUGCUCGGUGAGGACUCCCACUUUCUUGCUGUACUGACAGCUACAGUUCUGCUGUCUUAGGGUAGUGUUUUCUGUAUGUGUUCAUCUUCAGCAGCUCUCUGAGUUCAUUCACUCAGCUGUGUGAACUGCCUGCAGAUUGCACUGCAGUAAGAAACAAGGGAAAGCAUCAGUGGGCUUAUUACCUUGAUAGGAUACUUGCCUCAAAAGCCUGUAGUAUCUUAAUUGCUGCAGCAGUUGCUUCUGCUUUUUUUCUCUUAACAGCUUGUAACGAAUGUCUGCUUGCCUGUUUGAUAGCCUGUAGCCUUUACUGUUACACUCAAGGAGCAGAUGGUAGACUUCUCCAAGUGGAAGAGCUCUUCUGUACUUGUCUGAGGAGAUGGAGUAACUGGAAGAAGCAGUUUUCUGGUAAUAUGUUCCCUAACAUUAGGGAGCAAUGACUUGUUUGGCUACCAUAUGAAUUCUAGCUUUUUUCUUCUGUCCCAGAGGGCUUACCUAAAGAUAGUUCCUCAACAGGUCUGUCCAGAAUCUUUGGAGAGCAACAUUGUGCACAUUCCAAAUGUUUUAUGUGGUCAUGAGAUUUAACUAUUUGGUGGAGAUUGGACUCCAGAUUCUUAGGACUCUCUUUGGGAGGGUAACAUGUAAAUAAGGAAGAUUCUUGCUUGUGUUCCUCUGUCUUAAACAUGUUGUGUAUUUUUGGAAUAAGGUUCUUGCAGAAUCUUUGUUCUGAUUAUAGAAACUAGAAAUAAAUCAAUACAUGGAA